This is a messenger RNA of Didymodactylos carnosus, 384 nucleotides long. Lineage: Eukaryota; Metazoa; Rotifera; Eurotatoria; Philodinida; Philodinidae. The record is from the annotation of a GenBank genome assembly.
AUGGCAAACAACGUUUUUAAUUUAUUUCAACAAAUUAUUUCGGCGACGACUCAAUAUAAUAAAUUCGGAUGGACAUUCGAAGAAAAAAGUCGACUUAAAAGGAUAUUGGAGAAUUGGUUUGAAGAGGAUGAAGAUAUUCUAGAUUUGAAUCUUAAUGCUUUAUCCGUACUUCUAACGAAUCAACUAAUUCUCGGUUUAUUGCCAGCUGGAAGAAUUCUCAAUAUUAUCGAAUCGUUACCAGUAGCCGGGUGGGACGUUGCUCUUAUAGCAGAUAUUCCCGUUGAUGCUAAAGUUGAUUUAUGCGACAAAACACGUAUUCAACCAUUAGGCAAACGAAAAGCAAAAGGGUGUCCCAAGAAAGUUAGCACAGCUUUAAAUUUGUAA